UCAGACCAAUUCUUACAAAGUUUCAUCUCCAAUGUAACAUGUGGACACGGUGUUUCAGAGAACAACUUCGAAUAUCUCACUACCCUGUCUUUAUCAAUGGCUGUUCAUCUAGAGAGAUUUGUAUGCCCGCAUAAGAGUAUAAAGGAAUUUCACCAAGUCUAUCAUAUCUUAUACGGAAAUCCUGGAUCAUCAAAUAUAAGCCAAUUACUUGGAACUGUUCGACGUUUUUAUAGACCUGGAAUGUCUCCAAAACAAUCACAUAUGACGUACAAGAAUAGACUACAGUGCUUGCAUCCUGCAAUAAUUGAGGAACAUAUACACAGACUAAUUAACAGUCAUCAAAACAACAGGGAAAUGAUAAUAGAAGACAAACACGACGAUAUCAAGAUUAUACUCAAUGGUAAAAUCGUCUCCUUAGAGCCAUACAUGAACUUUCUCACAGUAAUAAUGAAGAAUCAUUCAUCUGUGGCUCAAAACCAGCCACGACUAAAUCGGCCUCCACGUCUUAAUGUCUUAAUAUCAUUCUAG
Mytilus trossulus (common blue mussel) is the source of this 528-nucleotide messenger RNA. RefSeq lists its product as uncharacterized. The transcript is spliced from 3 exons. The coding region runs from base 97 to 528 and encodes 143 amino acids. NCBI's taxonomy places the organism in Eukaryota, Metazoa, Mollusca, Bivalvia, Mytilida, Mytilidae. The record is from RefSeq and is a predicted model, not a curated record.